This is a messenger RNA of Mangifera indica (mango), 400 nucleotides long. RefSeq lists its product as uncharacterized. Gene Ontology annotation, molecular function: protein dimerization activity. The record is from RefSeq and is a predicted model, not a curated record. NCBI's taxonomy places the organism in Eukaryota, Viridiplantae, Streptophyta, Magnoliopsida, Sapindales, Anacardiaceae. The transcript has a single exon. Gene Ontology annotation, biological process: regulation of DNA-templated transcription. The coding region runs from base 149 to 400 and encodes 83 amino acids.
CAUUGCUCCAUAUCUGCCCCAUCAUGAGCUUUACAGUGAAACAGUUUAUAAAUUGGUGUAAAUGAAUUGUAAGUCAUCUGCAUAGGCUCCUUGCUUCUCUGAAUCUUAAGCCUCAGAAUUUGCAUUGUAUUUUUUUGCUUUAGUUACCAUGAGAAGAGCCGGCUUCUUGUUGAGGAAUAAUCGAAACAAAAAAAUGAAGAUGGGGUGCUUGAGAAUGAGAAAGAAGGUGAAAUUUGCUAACUUUUCUGUACAAAGAAAUCUUUCUACUCUGAGAAGGAUCAUUCCAGGUUGUGAAAAGGCUGAUACUGCAACUUUGUUUCAUAAAUCUAUUGAGCAUAUUGUAAAACUAAAAUUCCAAGUUCAUAUUCUAAGAAGCCUGACAAAUUACUAUGGGAUAUAA